ACUUACGAUCAGUCACUCGCGAUUUAGCCAAGACUACGGUUGAAAACAUGAAUCUUAAAUACCAAUUCAUACCGAUUGUUGUUAUUCUUAUUCAGUUUUGUAAUGCAAAUAAAAAUUUAGAAUCUUGUAAUGUGCAAAAUUUAGAACAUAGAGCAUAUGGUUACAGAGAUUUUAUUGAAGUUUCUUCAAUAAAAACAAAUUUGCCAAAACACAAUGAACGAUUACAUAUGAAAUUCUACGUAAUGACUUCGAUGGAGGCCCACAUAUUGCUUUCAGAAAAUAAUAGCCCCAAUUGGGAAUUCCCUGUUUAUUUUAAUUUUCAUUUCGGUUGUAUUGAUUUAUCUGUAGCUGCAAAACAUGGUCGUGGUUAUGAAAUCGUUCUUGGUGGUUAUGGAAAUACGCUUUCUUGGAUAAGUACUGGAAAGUCUAUAGGAAUUUCUAGAAAUACUGAAGUUAAUUCUCCCAACAUCUUAUCGUCUUUGGAUCCAAUACCAGUUGAAAUAAUUCAAACCAAUGAAGGGGAACUUAUUGUAAAUGUACCCGGGCAUAGAGUACCCCUUUUAAAAUAUUUGGAUAUGAAUCCCGUGAAUAUAAAAUAUUUUAGCUUUGGUACUUAUGGAGGAAAUUCAGCUAAAUGGUUCUACAACUGUCCAUUGGAUGUAUAUUCCAACACAGAUUCCCCAAGGACGAUUGCUCCAAGAAAAAAAGCAAACAAAACGUUUCUAAGUCUACUGACAGAAAUAAAAGACCUAAAAAAAGAACUCAAUGAACUUAAGCAAAAUCAAAUAACAACAGAAAAACCGAAAAUAGAUAUACGAAUUGGAUGAGGGGCGAAGAAUACAUAAUUACUCUCAAAAUGUUUAAAAAUAAAAGUUGAUAUGCAGAAA
Messenger RNA from Episyrphus balteatus (marmalade hoverfly), 887 nucleotides. RefSeq lists its product as uncharacterized. Bases 48 to 827 code for a protein of 259 amino acids. Lineage: Eukaryota; Metazoa; Arthropoda; Insecta; Diptera; Syrphidae. The record is from RefSeq and is a predicted model, not a curated record. The transcript is spliced from 4 exons.